Pungitius pungitius (ninespine stickleback) is the source of this 2704-nucleotide messenger RNA. It is a transcript of the gene g6fl, whose product is annotated as g6f-like. Gene Ontology annotation, molecular function: protein tyrosine kinase binding; MHC class II protein binding. The coding region runs from base 1009 to 2586 and encodes 525 amino acids. The transcript has 11 exons. Gene Ontology annotation, cellular component: external side of plasma membrane; membrane raft. The record is from RefSeq and is a predicted model, not a curated record. Gene Ontology annotation, biological process: interleukin-15-mediated signaling pathway; T cell activation; positive regulation of ERK1 and ERK2 cascade. NCBI's taxonomy places the organism in Eukaryota, Metazoa, Chordata, Actinopteri, Perciformes, Gasterosteidae.
CUCCGGGGGUCUGUAGCAGUGAUAAUGAAGCGCGUAGUUAACAGAUAUUAGCUCAUUGGCAGUGGAUUCGUCAGACGGAGCCAAGGCUUAUGGUGAUUAUUUACCCGUAGAGGAGGGGCCACAGGAUCAGUCUGCUCUGUGUCAGCAGCCGCAGGCUUAUUUGAAGCCACACAGUCACUGUUCCUUUGCAAUGCACUUCUCUUCUUCUUGUUUUUUUUUCUUCUUAUCAUUCUGUCUGAGCACCUCUCACUCCACAUGUCUCCCUACUCGCUGCGCUCCCAAUUCUUUUUCUUCUCUUUCCGUCAUUAGACACCCGCAAUACAUAUCUGCGCUCUCUCCCUUUCCCUUCCUUUCGCUAUCUCUCUUUACCGCCCCCAUUUACCCAAUGGUAAUUAUGGAAAAAUCUGUAAUAGUGCUCAGAGGAGCUGAUAAUACCUUUAGCUUAAUUAAAGACAUUUAUGGGAUGUAAAGACAUGUAGCCUAGAGGUUACUGUGCACCCACACUAACCCAAACUCUUUAUUCUUGGCUUUUUCAUCUCCCUCAAUCCCUCGUAUUCUGCUAUUCUUAUCGUUUUCUCUGUUUCACACACACACACACACACACGUUGUGAUGCACACCAGUACAGGCUCAUUCCUGUCAACCUACUUGAUCUUAAGGUCAGACGUUCUGCAAUUAAUUCCUCAGACAUUCAGUUCUGAAGUGUUUCGAAACGUUGUAGACCCUGCAUUGUUGAGUACGGCUUCAUGUGUGGGUUCACGUUAAUGCCAGGACAUGUGGUUUAUCAGCUUUGAACACACAUGAUGGCAAUAAUGACAGUCUUUUCCUGUUGAUUAUCCCAGUGUCGGCCACAUCCUGUUGAGUUGAGAUGCGCAGCGUUAACACGUCAGUCAGGGACACCAGUAAUAUUGCAGAAAAAGGGAUAAAUUCAUGGUGCAUACUUAGAAGGUCACCGUGUUCAAAAGCUGGUGCAGUGAGGACGCUUUUUUUUCCUCAUCUUUCAAUUGGUGAUGGAUUCUGUAUUUCUCGCCAUUAUUCUUGUUUCUACCUCUGAGGUUUAUUCCUCUCACGCUGGGAUCACAGACUGGGAAGAUGCCAUGGUGGUGAGAGAAGGUGUACCCACGACCUUGGUCUGCACUGAUACGUCAGUGAGCGGUGCCGUGGCCAUUAACUGGAGGGUGAAGUCACUUGGUGUGGAUGAAUGGAAACUGGUUCUAUCAGCCAGCGAAAACAAGAAGUUCUCUGGUGGUGCCUCAAAGGCUUCCAUGAAAUUGAUUGACCCUAACUUUCAACACACGGGGGUUUUCUCCUUGUUUCUUCUUCCCACGACAAAGGACAGCGGCCUCUAUUCAUGCUUGAUAAAGCAACGAGAGAGGAAAGAAAAGGAGAAGAUUAUCCUGUUGGCCGUGCUUAAAGUCACUGUUGCCCCCGCUGCACCCAUCCCUCAACUUAGCACUCUGCGGCUGACUGCCAGGGUUAAUCCUAGCUAUGCCAUCACCAAGAUCACCUGGGCAACCCCCAGAGGCAUUUCAAUGAAGAGCGUGAAAACACAAAAUACAGACACAGUGGCCAAAGUGCCACUGGUCAAACUCGGUGAAGGCGGGGACUACGUGUGUACGGUGCGCCUCUGGGGUAACACCAGCAACACGGCUUUUGUCUUCAACGUGAACGUGAUUAUUGAUGAAAACAAUCUGGCCAAAUUAUCCAACAUAACAUAUGAGACGGAGAUCUCCACCGCCACCCAGGCUCAGACACCGUUUCUCCUGACCUGUCCUGGUGUCCGGGGCGACUACGUCCGGCUGUACUGGCAACGUUCGGACAAGAGUGGUUUUGUGCUGGUGUACAAGAACGACAGCUGGGGGGGUUCUACCUCUUUUGCAAAGCCUGACAAGAGACUCCAGCUCGCGGGUCCACCCUACGAUGCAGAGUCUGGGAGCUUCGCCUUCCUUCUCAUCCCUGAGUUAAAAGACAGCGGCCGCUACUCAUGUGAAGUGUUCCUCGAUGACGUUGUCUCCAGCCGCAUUACCAUGCUCAGCGUGCUGAAAGUUAAAACCCGCCAAUCCUCCUCCAAGCUGGAAUUGGUGUGCCUCUACUCAGAGCCGCCCCAGGUCAAAAGAGCCAAUUGGAAAUACCAGAACAAGAGUCGUCAGCUGUCCUUGAUCGGCAACAGCCCCGGCAGCAUCAUUCUGCCUUUACCCAUCACCUCCGACACUGCCGGGAACUACACCUGCACCAUACAGCUGGAGAAUGGGCAGACUGCCUUUGCAACGCAAGUGGUCCAAAUGCCCCAUGAACCUGGGAGGGAUGUCGAGGGUGUCAGUGUGACCACCCCCUCCCUGCUCCCUUCUCUCUCUGCUUUAUUACUCCUGGUGCCCCUGGUUGCAGCAGCUGUCUUUGUGUUGCUAUGGAGACAGAAAAGGAUUUCUGAUCGCGGUAUUGAGCAGUCUCUGUCUGUCUACUCGCGUGAAGUUGAGAACGUCUAUGAGAAUCCUGACGAUAUCAGACAGGCUCCUCCCCAGGGCUCAGUCUACAUGGAUUUGAAGCCAAGAGGAGAAGAUGAUGUCUAUAAGGAACUGGAGCGAUACUAACAGUGUCAGAGCUGAUCACCUACCGGCAUCUCAUCCACCUCCAGCUGUCACAUCCGCUCAGGUCCCAGUCGCAGCUGAAGGCCUUUAUAAACAAAAGUAACAACUGAAUGUCAGAGUU